Molecule: messenger RNA, 1127 nt
Organism: Prorocentrum cordatum
Lineage: Eukaryota; Dinophyceae; Prorocentrales; Prorocentraceae
Source: the annotation of a GenBank genome assembly
GGUGCGGCAGCUCGGCGCGGGGGGCACGUCCCAGGUCUACGACACCCGGCGCCUGCGGGACGGCGAGGUGUUCGCCCUGAAGGAGAUCAAUGUGUCGCGGCUGGUGCGGCGGAAGUCCAGCCAGGUCGACCUGGACAUGGUGUGGAAGGAGAGGUGGAGGUGCUCCGGGAGCUCAGCUGGCCCACGGUGCUCCACAUCGUGGACGCGUGGUGGGGCGAGGGCGCCAAGGCGCUGUACAUGCUGCUGCCCGCCUUCGGCGGCGGACCGCUGGCGAAGCAGGUGGAGGCCGCCGCGGCACUGCGCCGGCCCAUCGCGCUGGAGCGCAUCGCGGACUGGUACGCGCAGACGCUCCACGCCGUCAGCUACCUGCACUGGUGCGGCGUGGUGCACCGGGACGUCAAGGCCGAGAACCUGCUGCUGCAGUCCUCGGGGCACACCCUGUGCCUCGGCGACCUGGGCAGCGCCGAGCUGCUCCCGGACGCCUCCCCGGAGGCCUGCGUGAAGGUCUCCAUGACCACGCCCAAGAUCACGCCGCCAGAGGUGUUCCUGGCAGGGUUGCACUACGCCGCCUCGGACAUGUGGGCGGUGGCCGCGACCUUCUGCGAGGUGGCCCUGCUGGAGCCGCCGCUCGACGUCAGCAUCGUCGACCACGAGGCCGUCUUCCAGGUGGCCGGGCUCGAGCCGCGCCUGCAGGACGCCCUGGCCGCCUGCGCCCGGUGCUCGCCCGGGGAGUGCCCGGGGGGGGCGCCGGCGACCGACGUGCUGUGCGCGGAGAUGGGCCAGGACUCGCUGCGGAGCAUGCUGCAGCAGGACCCUCGGCACAGACCGUCGGCCGCCUCGCUCGUCGCGGGGCGGCGCGUCUACCAGCGGCUGCAGUUCGUGCUGCGCGGCGCGAUGCCGCCCGAGGAGACGGACAGGCACUUCCAGCGCCUGGACCAGGUCAUCGAGGAGUCCGCGCAGAGGCCGCUCGCGGGGCCCCCCUGAGCUCGCCUCGCGGAAAAAAGAGGAGUACCGCCUGCGCACCGGUUUCGCGACGUCGCGUCCCCACGGCCGUGCGCGCCCCGCCGUCGCGGCCCAGACCUCCACCUCCUCUUCUCCUCCUCGUCCUCCUCCUCUUCUCCUCCUCC